Myxocyprinus asiaticus (Chinese sucker) is the source of this 3609-nucleotide messenger RNA. RefSeq lists its product as uncharacterized. Gene Ontology annotation, cellular component: nucleus. Lineage: Eukaryota; Metazoa; Chordata; Actinopteri; Cypriniformes; Catostomidae. The record is from RefSeq and is a predicted model, not a curated record. The transcript has 5 exons. Bases 392 to 1030 code for a protein of 212 amino acids.
GUUCAGUUCAUAUCAGCCACCAUUUUUAUCUUGUUGAUACUUAUGGCGCAAACAUUAGUACAAAUCACUUUAAACGUUAUUAUUGUUUAAUGUUUAGCACUUACGAUACAUUAAGGCAAGAUUUAUCUAUAUAUUUGAUGUUUUUUACGCAAGAGACAACCCUCUGAGUCCUGCUCUUCGUUUGUGGUUUAACAAAACCCGGAUUAGUUGACAUGUCCCGGAUUGAGCUAGCUCGAUAACUGAUGUGUAGGAUUGUCGGUUCUUCCAACACAUAUCUCGGAUUUAAGUAUGUAGUUCAUUUAAACCAGACUGCUGCUUAUUAAGAUAAUUGCGCGUUCGUGUGAGGAGUCAAAAGUUCGCCUAACCUAACACAAAAACAGUGAAAACUUUAAUGAUGGCUAAACAGCGUGCGGCUUAUUUCAGCGCUGCUGAACUACAGCUUAUAAUGGAAGGAUAUGAUGAAGUAAGGCAUUUAAUAAAAACCAAAGGGAACACUGUAGCGGCCGCAAAAGUCCGACAGGAUGCCUGGCGUAAAAUAGCUGCCAAGUUAAAUGCAUCCAACCCUAUGGGACCUAAAAGGACGUGGCUGCAAGUGAAGGUGAAAUACAAGAACAUCCUUCAAGGUGUCAACAAGAGAAGGGCUGCAAUGAAGAAGACAGAGAAGAUGAUACUCCCAACAAAAGAGGAGGACACGCCUGUAGAAGAGCUGGUCCCUGAGAGCGAUGUGGAUGGCCCUGUCAUUCAGAAUAUAGUUGGGGGCUGCUGCUCUGAUCCAGGAGAUGUGGCUGGCUGCAGCACUUAUGUCAAAGUGACUGAACAUGGAUUGACCCUGCUUCAGCCACCUAUAUUAUCAGAGGAAGAGGAGGACUCUGAACCUGUGGAAGAUGUUAAGACCCUGUAUAAGAAGUAUCUCCAAGCGGAGAUCUCCAACAGGAGGCAAGAAAUGGCAUACAGGGCCUUAAAAAUGCAGAAAGUAGAGAAGGAGAUAGAGUUGUUGGACAAAAAAUUGGCAGUAAGUGUGACAUUUUGAAUUGUCAUAUAGAAUAGAAUUUUAAUAUUGCCACACGGCUAGGCCGGUGGAAAUGAUUUGUGUCUGAAAAUACAAUAGUAAGUGUGAAUCUUUUUUUUUAAUACAGGCUGAUCCUUGAAGUGUAAUAAAAGCAUUUUCUUUUAUAUAAACCUGCUGUGUUUUUGGUAAUGUUUAAAAAGUCACAGCAUUAAUGCUUUGAACAGUAUUUUAUUGAUAUACUUGACGUAGCUUCGGUCAUCAAACUGUCAUCAAACAGAAUGCUGUCAUAAUUUUCACCUUGCUGAAAUCUCUGGCAUAUAGUUGACUUCUUUAAUAUUUUCGAGUCAUGUACUGACCCUGGCCCCCAGCACUGCACAAUCUCAUACAUCUAAUUCAACUCAUCUGCAUGCUGCAUGACUGGAAUUGGGUGUGUCAAAUAUGGCAGACACCUAAAAUGUGCACAGCUGGGGGGACUUCAGGACCUGGAUUGAGAAACACUGCAUAGACUACAUUUAUGGCAACGAUAGCCUGUUUGGCCUCAAACUGAAUGAUUACUGGCAUUCAUGCAUUUUCAAAUUGUGGGAUAAAGAAAGUUGACAUCUGCACAUUUAAGAUUUACUUUCAGUUGCUUACAAAAUAGAACCCAUUAUAAUAGCCAAACAUUCUAUUAUUAUAUUUAUAUUUUUAAAUAUGUAUAUAUUAUAUUAUUUAAAAUUCUGGUAUUAUUAAAUUAAUAUUCCCUCUAAUUCAGUGGGGUGCCAUCAUAAGAAUGAAGCAGCUGUGGCUGUGGCAGACUUUCUAUUUUCUAACUGCCACUUACAAAGCUGUGAUCUAAUCCUGUUUAUGUUCAAUAAACCUGACUAGGUCUGAUUUUGAAGACCUGUUUUUUUUACAUCCAUUCCGAGAUGAGCUUUGAUUUAGUAAUUCACGUGAUGAGACAGGUCAGCGGAGAAUGCCCAGACUGGUUCGAGCUGACAGAAAGGCUACAGUAACUCUGAUAACAACUCUGUACAAUUGUAGUGAGCAGAAUAGCAUCCCAGAAUGCACAACACAUUGAACCUUGAGACGGACAGGCUACAACAGCUGAAGACCACGUUGGGAACAUUAUUAGGACCACAGUGUUCCUAAUAAAGUGCUCAGUGAGUGUAUGUUGUGAUAUCAUGAAUGUUGAUAAACAUUUGUUUUAUGCGCUGUGGGAUUGGGUGUCAAAGGGGGAUUUGCCAUUUUACUUGGUUCCAGGCCAUUAAUGUGCUUCUUUUGGGGUGUGACUACCAGACUGAUUUUUUUUUUUGGACAAACCUUUCACAAUUACAGAGCUUCAUUAAUUAUAAACACACGUCAAUAACACUCAGAAAUACAGAUGAUACAAAACAUUACAGGUAAUUCUAGAAGUAGUCAAGGAAAUGAAAAUCAGUAAACAUAAUGGUGACCUCUUGUGGUUAAUGAAUGACACAGCACUUCUGCGCAUGACUUUUAGGGUGUGUUUCAUUCAGAAGCAGUAGCGGUUGUAGCUUGUAUGGCACCCUGGGCGAAACCCGCUUCGACACGCCCCCAAGGUUGGUCUGUGUGGGUGCCUCGUGCCCCCCCACCCCCAAGAUGCCACCCUGGGAAACUGCCCAUGUCGCGCAUGCCUAAAUCCGCCACUGUUCAGAAGUGAACAUCACUGUGCCCUAUUCUUUUCAAAGGCUUUAACAUCCACUGUGAGGGCUUUGGAAGGCUGAAAGGUGUAGGGCUUAAUGAUAAUGUUUUUUUGGAACUUGGCUUUUGAGUAAUUUUUGUAAAAAUGAAAAAAAUCAGUUUGAAGCGAUCUUAUAGCAUGACUAUCAUGAUUGUUCUCACAUUGAAGUGCCCUUCGAAGGCUGAUUUAGCCCAUUUGGAAUACAGGGUUAAACUCAUUCUGGGAGCCAGCCUAAUAACAAGAAUGUGUAAUAUGUGCAAAACACAGGUGUCAAAUUUGUGCAUUAGGCCUUUUGGAGAAGAAGUAAUAAAGGACUGGAUUUGGGCACUGCUAAAUUGUCUUGAAUGUGUAUUUUUUUUAGAGGCACAAAUAUAAUAAUUCAGUGUAGAAGUCUGUUUGGGUGGAAUAGAAAAAGAUGAUUAUGGGAUGAUGGCAUGUUCAGCUGCUAACGUGUUCAGUCCAAAGUAUGUUUCCUGCAGUCCCAUCACUUGAGAGUGCAGCACUGAUUGAACAAUUUAUCUUGUAGGGUCUUCAGGCAAUGUAGCUUGUAAUGCUUCUGUAAACAUAAUAAUUUAUUUUUUUCUUCAGUCAACAGGAGUCACGUUUGGUUGGUUUUACAAGCUGGCUAAUGUUGCUUCCCAUAUAAGAUUUGUGAGUUUAAGUCUGCAAUAUUUAUGCCCCACAGCACCUGUGGCCCUUAAAAAUGUAGAUAAGAGUUAUAGCUGAAUCAUAUACAGUAUUUCCCCAAAAUGAAACUGUCCAGUCUAUAGACAUAAUCCUUAGAACAAUAUUUGGUUUAUGUGUUAUUUAGUAAAUCCUACGAAGUUAAUGUACUCCGAAAUCUGAUCCUGAAGCUUUAAAAUAGAUCUUCCAUUUGAAUGGCUAGAUUCAUGAAAUGAUGACAGAAACUAUUACAAAUAAG